AAGCUAGCCGCCAUGUCGUCGGUCCGCUUCACGGUGACGCCCACAAAGGCCGAGGACCUCCCCGGGCUGUCCGACACGUCACCGGACAUCAGCUCCCGCCCGUCUGCCCACGUCCGAUUCGGCUCCAGGGAGAGCAUCAAUCGGAGUGACGCGGUGAGCGAGGCGUCGGCAGGAGUGAACACCACUGUGUCAGGAGCGGGAGGGAACGACACGCCGGAUCAGUGCAGCGUGGACCAAGGUGAUGGGAAUUCAAAAAACUCCAGUGUUUACAUCAACAACAGCCAUGGGAUGGACGAUGACGACUUCUACGACAGGAACUUGGCCUUAUUUGAGGAGGAGAUGGACACUCGACCCAAGGUGUCUUCUCUCCUCAACCGCCUGGCUAACUACACCAACCUGACGCAGGGGGCGAAGGAGCACGAGGAGGCCGAGAGCAUCGGCGAGAAGAAGAAACCCAGCAAGUCGCCACAGAUGGGGACGUUCAUGGGCGUUUACCUGCCUUGCCUUCAAAACAUCUUCGGAGUUAUCCUGUUCCUGAGGCUGACAUGGGUGGUGGGGACGGCUGGCGUACUGCAGGCGCUUUGCAUCGUCUUCAUAUGCUGCUGCUGUACGCUGCUGACUGCAAUAUCAAUGAGCGCCAUCGCCACUAAUGGAGUUGUGCCAGCUGGAGGUUCCUACUUCAUGAUCAGCCGCUCUCUGGGUCCAGAGUUCGGUGGAGCCGUGGGGAUCUGUUUUUACCUGGGCACCACCUUCGCUGGAGCCAUGUACAUCCUGGGAGCCAUCGAGAUCUUCUUGAUGUACAUUGUACCUCAGGCUGCAAUCUUUAAAGGCGAGGGAGCGGCCAUGUUGAACAACAUGCGGGUCUACGGCAGCAUCUGUCUCCUCCUGAUGUCCCUGCUGGUCUUUGUGGGCGUAAAGUACGUCAACAAGCUGGCCUCCAUCUUCCUGGCCUGUGUCAUCGUCUCCAUUGUUUCCAUCUACGUAGGGGCGUUGGUCUCCGCCUUCAGUAAACCUAGUUUUCCAGUCUGCAUGCUGGGGAACAGAACAAUCAACAGCCACUUUAUUAAUGACGGCGAGUGCGGGAAAAUAAAUGUGGAGAUAAAAUACACAAUGGAAAGCUAUGACAGUAACGCCACGUACCUCUACGAAAACAGCACAGCUGGACCCACCGUCGUUUCCACCGUCGCUUCUAUUGUGGAGGAAAAGACCACAGAUCUUUGGAGGGCAUUCUGCCAUAGCCCAGAGCUCAACACGACUUGUGACGAAUAUUUCAGCUCCAAUAACUUCUCCGAGAUCGAUGGCAUCCCUGGACUGGCAAGUGGCAUCAUUUCAGAGAACCUGUGGAGCUCCUACCUCAGCAAAGGAGAGGUGGUGGAGAAAAGCUCGCUCAGCUCGUCCCAUGCUGCUCCCCCCCCUGCAGCGUCUCAUCCCUACGUGUUUGCAGACAUCACCACCUCCUUCACCCUCUUGGUGGGGAUCUUCUUCCCCUCAGUCACAGGAAUCAUGGCCGGCUCAAAUCGUUCAGGGGAUUUAAAAGACGCUCAGCGCUCCAUCCCCAUCGGAACCAUCCUGGCUAUCCUAACAACUUCCCUCGUCUACCUGAGCAGCGUGGUGUUGUUCGGAGCCUGCAUCGAGGGGGUCGUCCUCAGAGACAAGUUUGGCGAUUCGGUUAAAGGUAAUCUGGUGGUGGGCACCCUGGCGUGGCCGUCUCCUUGGGUCAUUGUGAUUGGUUCUUUCUUCUCAACGUGCGGCGCCGGUCUGCAGUCACUAACUGGCGCCCCCCGACUGCUGCAGGCCAUCGCAAAGGACAACAUCAUCCCAUUCCUACGGGUGUUUGGACAUGGGAAAGCUAACGGGGAACCCACCUGGGCUCUGCUGUUAACAGCGCUGAUAGCCGAACUGGGGAUUCUCAUCGCCUCCCUGGACCUGGUCGCCCCCAUCCUCACCAUGUUCUUCCUGAUGUGUUACCUGUUUGUGAACCUGGCCUGCGCGCUGCAGACGCUGCUGCGGACGCCCAACUGGAGGCCGCGCUUCUCCUACUACCACUGGUCCUUAUCUUUUCUGGGGAUGACCAUCUGCCUCGCACUCAUGUUCAUAUCUUCAUGGUACUACGCAAUCAUCGCCAUGGUGAUCGCCACCAUGAUCUACAAAUACAUUGAAUAUCACGGAGCAGAGAAGGAGUGGGGGGAUGGGAUCCGUGGUUUGUCACUCAGCGCUGCUCGCUACGCCCUCCUGAGGCUGGAGGAAGGACCUCCGCACACCAAGAACUGGAGGCCCCAGCUGUUGGUGUUGCUAAAGCUGGAUGAAGACGCCCACGUCAAGUCUCCACGCCUGCUGACGUUCGCCAGCCAGCUAAAGGCGGGGAAGGGUCUGACCAUCGUAGGAACCGUCGUCCCAGGGAACUUCCUGCAGACGUACGGAGAGGCUCUGGCUGCCGAACAGACUUUGAAGCAUCUCAUGGACAAAGAACGAGUGAAGGGCUUCGUUCAGUGCAUAGUGGCUCAGAAGCCGCGUGAGGGAAUCAGUCACAUGAUCCAGUCCAGCGGACUGGGAGGAAUGAAACCCAACACUGUGGUGAUGGGCUGGCCUCACGCCUGGAGGCAGAGCGAGGACCCGCAGUCCUGGAAGACCUUCAUCAACACGGUCCGGGUGACCACAGCGGCCCACCUGGCCUUACUGGUGCCCAAAAACAUCUCUCUGUUCCCCAGCAACAACGAGCCUUCGACGGAAGGCUACAUCGACGUGUGGUGGAUCGUCCACGACGGCGGGAUGCUGAUGCUGCUGCCGUUUCUCCUUCGGCAGCACAAGGUUUGGCGUAAAUGCAGGAUGCGGAUCUUUACGGUGGCUCAGAUGGAGGAUAACUCCAUCCAGAUGAAGAAGGAUCUAGCGACGUUCCUCUAUCACCUGCGCAUUGAAGCUGAGGUGGAGGUAGUGGAGAUGCAUAACAGCGACAUCAGUGCCUACACAUACGAGAGGACGCUGAUGAUGGAGCAGAGGUCUCAGAUGCUCAGACAAAUGCGGCUCUCUAAAUCAGAUCGGGAAAAAGAGGCCCAGUUGGUGAAGGACCGUAACUCAAUGCUGCGUCUGACGAGCAUCGGGUCGGACGACGAUGACGACACCGACGGCGGAGAGAGGGACCGACCGGUGAGCAGCAGCACAGAGCACCAUCGGCGCGUUCAGAUGACAUGGACCAAGGAGAAGACGGCCCAGUACAGAGCGACCCACUCUGGCUGCUCCACGCCCGAAGGGUUCAGGGACAUGCUGAGCAUCAGGCCGGACCACUCCAACGUCAGGAGGAUGCACACCGCCGUCAAACUCAACGAGGUCAUCGUGAAUAAAUCCCACGAUGCCCGGCUUGUUCUGCUCAACAUGCCAGGACCCCCGAAGAACCCUGAAGGAGACGAGAACUACAUGGAGUUCUUGGAGGUUCUGACUGAAGGACUGGAGCGAGUCCUGCUGGUCAGAGGUGGCGGAAGUGAGGUCAUCACCAUCUACUCCUGAUUGGUCAGACACUGGAAGACGCUGCUCGACAGGCAGCCAAUCGGGGAGAAGUGAGCGGGAGGGGAAUGGCUCGGUCUGUGGGGGCUGGGGGGUGUGGAGCCCAUCAUGAUAGACCGCCACCGGCUGCAGCAUCGGUCGUCACGUCCAGCAUCCAGCACGCCCAGCUCCCUUCAUCUUCACUCGUUUCUGUCAUGACGGUGGUUUAUGUUCCAGUGACGGUUCACCCACUGAGAACCCAUAGCAAUCAGCUCUAUGUGUGUGUGUGUGUGUGUGUGUGUGUGUGUGUGUGAAUGACUGACCUGAGUGAUCCUUGAUCUGCUGAAGGGACCAGUGUUCGGUUUGAAGCAGGUGUAUCGAUUAGUCGGAGCAAAUAUGAAUCGGUAUCAGUCGCUUCAGAGAAGAAACUCAGGGUUGCUUUUUGUACAGAAUGUAAUCUGGACGUUUGCAGGAGUUUGAUACGUGAGGCCUAAAUGUCUGACAUCAGAGUUUUUGUUUUUUUACUCUAAAGGUUCAUAAACUGAGUAAAAAAGAACUAUUCAGUCAGAGUUAUGUGAUUAACUUCAGGAAAUCAGUUGGUCUUUUUCUUUUGUGUAUCAGAAAAUUCUCAAACUCCUUUUUUUUUUUUUAUAAACAGAAACUCGUUAUAAAGCAAAGAUCAAUUGUUUCUCUUGCACAGAUUUUAAUUUCAAUAGAUUUUGAAAUGUUCUGCUUGUGUUUUUUUAUUAAAUUUAAUUGGCUUCUGACCUGAAAAAUUGAAAAAGGUUUUAUUAAAGCAGUGUUAAUUGUGCAAAUGUUCUUUAAGAUCAGUAAGGUAAUAAAAGAAUAUUUUUUGUUAUUUAUUCCAGCAUUUAGUCUUUUAAUCUUUGUUUUAGCAGAAAAAAGAUGUCUGUACAUGAGUGAUGAACUACUUCCCUUGAAGCACAUAUCAUCAUUAAAUGUGUUUGACGGUUGGAUGCCUGCUUGGCUUUUAGUUAUUAGAUCAGAGUAAAACAAACUGUUGUUUGUUCUUCAUGGAAAAAAUCCUGAUCCAAUCCAUCUGAGGGCCUCAGAAAGACUAAAACAGGCUCUCAAACUGGCCCUUUGUAGCUCGGACCACAGAACCGCAUGUGCGUAAAGUACGGUCUGCAUUGUUCCUCAGCGCGAUAUCAUCUUUGCUGUGCAGUAUGAGCUUUAUGCCCUAAAACCAUCUCCUUUCACACCUGGAAUAACCGCUUACACGCUGCUUUAUGUGUAUACGCACACGUCUGUAUGUAAGAGAUUGCUUGUAAUUUUUAUUGUUAUGAAUCUCUCUAGAAAUGUUUUGUUCCAUUCAAAUGCUUUGUUGUUUUUUUAGUCGUUCUUGUUUUUCCACUGUUGUACAAGAGUAUGUUGAUAAUUUUUUUUUAUUGAUUAUUUUUUUUUAUUGUUUUUCUUGCUUGUACAUAAGGGCGACAACAGACUGAGUUUUACCUUUUUUAAUUACAUUAUUAUAAAA
Messenger RNA from Cyprinodon variegatus (sheepshead minnow), 4975 nucleotides. RefSeq names its product solute carrier family 12 member 6-like. Lineage: Eukaryota; Metazoa; Chordata; Actinopteri; Cyprinodontiformes; Cyprinodontidae. The transcript has 25 exons. The record is from RefSeq and is a predicted model, not a curated record. The coding region runs from base 13 to 3501 and encodes 1162 amino acids. Gene Ontology annotation, molecular function: potassium:chloride symporter activity. Gene Ontology annotation, cellular component: membrane. Gene Ontology annotation, biological process: potassium ion import across plasma membrane; chloride transmembrane transport; chloride ion homeostasis.